AUGAAGGCUUUUUGGAUCAUACUCUCCAUCCUCGUUGGUAUUGGAUCGAUUCUUGUCUUCCGCGACAACUUGCCAGCAGCACUUCAGCCCUACAUCAGCGCACUCGCCAACAACAUUUUGCAAACAGACGCACCUCUGAACAGCACAGCCGUGAACAAUCCAGGCGCGCAGCAACAAGCAAAAGCACAAACACAAGCCAUCCUCGGCAGCACAGCUCCGCAAGUCAUUACCGACAUGUCUGCCGCCGUCUCGCGCACGAUCCGCAAGGUCUUUCUGGCCGUCGAGCAGGCCGAGGGUGCGGGCGCGCGGGUGCGCCGCUCGAUUGGCACGCCGUCGCUGCGCAACCUGUCGCCCUUUCUGAUGCUGGACCACUUCACGAUCAAGCCGGGUUCGGGCUUCCCGGAUCACCCCCACCGCGGCCAGGAGACGAUCACGUACCUGCUCGAGGGCGCGGUCGACCACGAGGACUUUGCCGGCAAUGCCGGCACGAUUGAGGCCGGCGACCUGCAGUUCAUGACGGCCGGCCGCGGCAUCCUCCACGCCGAGAUGCCGCACCAGAACGCGGACGGGUCGGCCAACGUCGGGCUGCAGCUGUGGGUCGACCUGCCGCGGCAGCUGAAGAACUGCGAGCCGCGCUACCGUGACCUGCGAGCAGCCGAGAUUCCCAGCGUCGACGCCGACGACGGCCGCGUUCACAUCAAGGUCAUCUCGGGCCAAAGCCACGGCGUUGACAGCGUCAAGGACCUCGCCUACACGCCCGUCUGGAUCCUCGACAUCACCGUGAAGCCCGGCGGCCGCGUCGUCCAGCCCGUUCCCGCCGGCUGGACCGCCUUUGCCUACACGCUCGAUGGCGACGUGCGCUUCGCCAACGGCAGCGCCAAGGACAGCGGCGACGAGAACCCCUCCACGCUCGUCCACGCCUUCCACAACAUCGUCUUCGCCCCGGAUGGCGAUGCUGUCACCGCUUCUGUCGAUGCGGCCGCCACCAAGAGCGCUCGCUUCGUGCUCGUGGCCGGUACCCCCCUCGACCAGCCGGUCGUCCAGUACGGCCCGUUUGUCGUCACCAACAAGGACGAGGUCUACCAGGCCCUUAUGGACUACCAGAGCUUCUCCAACGGCUUUGAACGUGCCAAGGGCUGGAAGAGCGAGAUCGGCAAGACGAUGGUGGAGUAA
Grosmannia clavigera kw1407 is the source of this 1173-nucleotide messenger RNA. Its product is annotated as pirin domain containing protein. The coding region runs from base 1 to 1173 and encodes 390 amino acids. NCBI's taxonomy places the organism in Eukaryota, Fungi, Ascomycota, Sordariomycetes, Ophiostomatales, Ophiostomataceae. The transcript has a single exon. The record is from RefSeq and is a predicted model, not a curated record.